UAUUUCUCUCUCAAAUUUUCAAUUUUUUUUUGUGUGUUUUUUUUAUCAAAAUUAAAAUUAAUUUUUAUUUUUUUUUCUCUCUUGAGCUCUAAAAACCGAAUUUAACAGAGAAAAAAGGACCACUUACAAAGAUCACAAACCCUAGAAAUUGUUUUGAAAAUCUUAUAUAUUUUGAUCGGGUUUGCUGAUCAAAUUUGUAGUCUUUUUUUUAUUAAUUAUUUUACAACUGUUAUACAGUUUUAACAAGCUCAAAAAGGAAGAAAGGUGUCAGUCUUUGAUCGGGUUUGGUGUUUGUUCGUAAUCCAUUUACAAUAUAAUUUGAACGAAGGGAGAUUAACUUGCUAAUAUAAGAUAGUUUGUUCAUGAUGGCCACUGCUGCUACAUGUGCAUUCUUCCCUGCUGCUAAUCAACCUCCUGAGUCUGGAGCAAAAUCGUCUGGAAAUUUAGGAGGAAGUCUUCCUGGAAGUAUAGAUACACGGGGGCUUAAUGUUAAGAAGCCUUCUUUUGGGAGCCUACAAGCUAAGGCCAAUGCACAAGCACCACCUAAGGUGAAUGGAACAAAGGUAGGCGUUAUGGAUGGCUUCAAGAACGAUGAUGAGGUGAUUUCUUCACAUCACCCAAGGACUUUUAUCAACCAGUUACCUGAUUGGAGCAUGCUCCUCGCUGCCAUCACGACAAUUUUUUUAGCUGCUGAGAAGCAAUGGAUGAUGCUUGAUUGGAAGCCUAAGCGUCCUGAUAUGCUCGCUGAUCCAUUCGGCUUAGGAAAAAUUGUGCAGGAUGGCUUUGUUUUCCGUCAAAAUUUCAGCAUCAGGUCCUAUGAAAUAGGGGCUGAUAGGACUGCGUCUAUAGAAACAAUGAUGAAUCAUUUACAGGAAACUGCUCUUAACCAUGUCAAGAGUGCUGGACUCAUGCAUGGUGGGUUUGGAUCAACUCCAGAGAUGUCCAAGAGAAAUUUGAUUUGGGUUGUUACGAAAAUGCAGGUUGUGGUGGACCGUUAUCCUACUUGGGGUGAUGUUGUUCAAGUAGACACUUGGGUAGCUGCAUCGGGGAAAAAUGGUAUGCGCAGAGAUUGGCUCCUCCGCGAUAGUAAUACUGGGGAUAUAUUGAUGAGAGCUUCCAGCCAAUGGGUGAUGAUGAAUAAGGAGACGAGGAGAUUAUCUAAAAUACCAGAUGAGGCUCGGGCUGAAAUUGAAGGUUAUUUUGUUGACUCACCUCCUGUUAUUGAUGAUGACAGCAGGAAGCUGCCAAAACUUGACGAGACAACAGCAGACUACACUCGAACUGGUUUAACUCCAAGAUGGAGUGAUUUAGAUGUCAACCAGCAUGUUAAUAAUGUCAAGUACAUUGGCUGGAUUCUUGAGAGUGCACCCAUGCAAAUACUAGAGGGUUGUGAGCUUGCUGCCAUGACUCUGGAGUACCGCAGGGAGUGCAGAAAGGACAGUGUGCUUCAGUCUCUUACCUCUGUACUCGACAAGGAAGUCGGUGACUUCACCGACUUUGGCAAUGUCGAGUGUCAACACGUCCUUCGACUUGAAAAUGGCGGAGAGGUUGUUAAGGGACGGACUGAGUGGAGGCCGAAACUUGUCAAUGGAAUAGGGACCCUAGGCGGAUUCCCAGCCGACUUCGCCUGAGCUAUCUAUACGUCACAAUCCUUUGUGAAUCCUCCAACUUGUGCUCUUUGAUCUUUAUAUAUAUAUAUAUCCCCUCUCUCUAUAUCUAUAUAUCUAUCUAUAUAUAUAUAAAAUAUAUAUGUUUCCUCCUUACCCCUUUCCCCAUUUUUUUCUUCUUUUUACCCUCUUGCCUCUUUUCUUUCCCCUUAGAUAUUAUUAGUGAAAUUAUCAGUGAUUGUAAGUAUAGUCCUUGUGUCUAAUGUCUUUAUUUCUUUUAAGCAUUAUUGCCCUAUACUCCAAGAACUUUCUUAUCUUUUGUCCCCUUCACCUUGCUGGCAAUUAAACUUGCCCCUAGAAAUGACAUUGCUGAACUUGACAGCAAAUGGAACAUUUUUUUAUUUGUGGCAAUUCUUUUCUUCAUCUGUAAUGCAUUAUAUUUGUUCUUAUUGUCAUGUGGUCCAAUCUCAUUUUUGUCAUUAA
This is a messenger RNA of Solanum lycopersicum (tomato), 2090 nucleotides long. RefSeq names its product palmitoyl-acyl carrier protein thioesterase, chloroplastic. Gene Ontology annotation, molecular function: fatty acyl-[ACP] hydrolase activity; acyl carrier activity. Lineage: Eukaryota; Viridiplantae; Streptophyta; Magnoliopsida; Solanales; Solanaceae. Gene Ontology annotation, biological process: fatty acid biosynthetic process. The record is from RefSeq and is a predicted model, not a curated record.